This is a messenger RNA of Ilex paraguariensis (yerba mate), 684 nucleotides long. NCBI's taxonomy places the organism in Eukaryota, Viridiplantae, Streptophyta, Magnoliopsida, Aquifoliales, Aquifoliaceae. The record is from the annotation of a GenBank genome assembly.
AUGGAUCAAGGAGAGAACCAUCUUCAAUCUAUUGGUGUUUACCAGAGACUUGUGAACUUCAUGGUGAAAAGCUUAACAGCGAUAGCAAGCAGGCCAAUGACUUUGCCAUAUCCCGUGAGACAUUUCUGGCUCAUUUGCCAGAGAUUUUUCAACUUCAUCAUGCUAAGCCUUGCAACAAAAGCUCUCAAGCCUGUGACUCUGGGUCAUCCCAUGCCUAUUUCUGAUGCUUCACAGAACGGAACACCUCAUGAAGACGUCCAUUUUGGAGCCAUGGUUGAGUCAGAACAAGCCAUAGCCAUUCAACAACUAGUCCCUCUUACCACCUUCGACUCUAAAAACAAGGAAGUCGAGAAAGAUGGCAAAGAGUUCCCACUAGACCGAGAGAAUGGCGUUGUUAUUGCUUCUUCUACUACACAAGGAAUAAAUGAUUUGAAUGCAAAUGAAGGUAAGAAGGGUGAAGAUGAAGUAGUGACUGUACCAGCAAUUGCACCACAGACAAAGGCCCCAAAGAAGAUGGUUAGCAUAAAUGACAAUGUGGAGGAAAUAUACCCCAGUAAGAAGAAAAAGACUAAAGCUAUAGAAAAAUUGCCUUCCAUGGAAAGAGAAAAAGAAGAGACAAAGCCUUUGAAGCCAAUUCUAAAGACGGGUUCUAAUGUAAGUGCAAAAUCAGAGAGUAACAAAUAA